Molecule: messenger RNA, 2659 nt
Organism: Schizosaccharomyces cryophilus OY26
Lineage: Eukaryota; Fungi; Ascomycota; Schizosaccharomycetes; Schizosaccharomycetales; Schizosaccharomycetaceae
Product: peptide release factor
Exons: 1
Coding region: 1156-1728 (190 amino acids)
Biological process (GO): translational termination
Cellular component (GO): mitochondrion
Molecular function (GO): translation release factor activity
Source: RefSeq, a predicted model, not a curated record
UACAAGAGCACUUUAGUAAAAUAAAAUACGUUAGCUUAGAUUUUUCAAGAUGAGAUCAAAUUUUUAUAAACUUGACGAGCAUCUACGUUAUCGGUUUCGUCAGAACGUGGAAGGGCAAUCCAUUUGGGGUUUUCUCUGAAAAGACGCAUAGCAUGAAUGUAAUCAUCACUAGAAGUGGUAAACCGGUGGUAAAUUCCAGCUGGUAAAAUGAUUAAGUCACCUUUUUCCAUGAAAAUACGAAUCCACUUGUCAUCGACUGAGCGCAAAUCGAAAUAGCCCUUCCCAUCCAUAAUGAGACGAAUUUCCUCGUCUUCAUGUAAGUGCUCUUCAAAGAACUUUUUGACCAUGGAAUCGUAUCGUUCACCUAACGUAGCACGGCUGACAGUUACUUCAUCACGACUUUGAAAACCAUAUUUUUUCAUCAAUUCGUCAGCGAACGCAUAUAAAUCACCAUCAGAAUGUGAGCUGAUUACCUUUGCAUCAUUAAGUUCUGCUUCACUGAUAGGUAUGCCCGAGUCAUUUGGCUUUCUCUGAUCUCCUUCGUCUUGAAAAAGAUAAGCUCUCAUAUUUCCAAAUGCUCAAUCAAAUCAACAACGAUAGUUUAAUAAAAUAAACAGAAUAAAUAAAAGAAUAUCAAAUCGAUUAACGAACCAAGUUGAUACUGAAAACUGAGAAGGGAGGGGAACGAAGUUGAGUUUUGCAAAAGCAAAAUUUUCGCCCGCAGGGUUCUUCUUUAGCAUACUUAUCAGAGAUCAAGCACGCAAGCAUUCCAAUAUCGAGGUUGUGGUUCUGGAUGAGAUCUAAUUAAAAAUAAAACCAGAAAAAAAGCAAUAAAUUUGAAUGUUCUACCAUAGCUCCUUUGUGGAGUUUUCUUCAUCCGAAGUUGCACAAUUAUUACACCAAUUCAACUGAACGUAAAAAUCAGCGUGUGCGACUAUUCUUCUUUUUGAGUUGAAGGAUUUAUAACUUAUUAUACCCAUUAGUAAACGUGUUUUGCAGUAUUACGAAAAGCCAUACAAGUAGAAGUUUGCACUCCAAUAGACAGAAACCGAAUAUCCUUGAGUUUAUGUUUACAAAUAAAACCGUUCUUAUGAUACUUUGCAAGUCUGAUUUUGGAUCGCUAAAAAGGAGAGUAUAGUGUGUUUGCCGCAAACUAUGAUUUCCACUCUAAGGUUAUUUCAAUUUCCUUUUCGUAUGGGACGAAUUCUUUUUUUUCAAGCAAUGGAGCCCAUUCCAAAGAGAGGCAAUUUGUAUUCAUUUAGGCAAAACUCUUGUCAAUAUCCUUGGAUGUCUCGCCAGUUUCAAAUUAGCGCGUCAUCUCAAACACAAAAGACAAAAAAACCGUAUUUUUUAGAAAAAAUCAAUGAGGAGGAAGUUGAGGAAGUUUUUGUUCGCGGAAGUGGACCAGGAGGCCAAAAAAUAAAUAAAACAAGCAUUGUUUCACAAUUAAGACAUAUUCCGACUGGCAUCACAGUCCGGUGCCAAGAAACACGUUCGCGAGAACAAAAUCGGAAAAUAGCAAGGAAAAGAUUAGCUGAAAAGGUUGACGAGUUUUAUCAUGGAGAAAAUAGUUUGCUGUCAUUAAAAGCUCAAAAGAUUGUUCAGAGGAAACGGAAUCGUCAGAAAAAAAGUCGAAGAAAAUACGGUCUUGAGAAAGAUAAGGGCCAAAUCUGGAAUGAUGAAUCUUCUAGUGAAAGCCCAAACGAACAAUCUAAAGUCGAAAACUGAAAAUUUGCUUAGAUGUAUAAUAAAAAUCCCCGAGCUUAAUCGUAAAGAAUAAGAGACAAAGGACUGUUAAUUAACUUUAAUCAUUACAUGACAUUAAAAAAGUUCAGAUCAAGCACCACGAAUACGACGAGCUAGCUGCAUAUCGCGUUGCAUUAUGGUUACACGCUUGGCAUGAAUAGCACAAAGAUUCGUAUCUUCAAACAAAUGCACGAGAAAAGCUUCUGCUGCUUCUUGGAGGCACUGUAAAGCCGUUGAUUGCCAUCGAAGCCCAACGUCUGUAGAAAAGUUUGCAACAAACUCUGAUGAGAUUUCACGGACAAUACGAGAGAAUGGAAGACGUUGAAUUAGUAAAUCCGUUGUUCUCUGAUAUUUUCGAAUUUCUCGAAGCGCCAUUGUCCCCGGGCGGUACCUUUUUUUACGUGGAUGAGGAAUUGGAUCUCCUGGUUCUGCCAUUAAAGAUUUUUUAGCCAUUUCUGCUAUAAAGUCCUAUUUACUUUAAGUAAAAGUUUAAUAAUGCACGGUUAAAUUUAUCGAUAUUAGUGAAAUUUCAGAUGGAAAAAACAAAACAGUCGCGUCGCGUUUUUUUUUCCAAGUUCUUCUGCACUUGUUUAUGUCUUCGAGUAAGCUCCAAACUCAUAUAAAGGUUUUUUCCAGUAGACUAUCACUUUUUAAGCUGCCUUCUUAAUGAAGCAUUCUCAAUUUAUCGCCUGUUUUCUACUUUGUUCAGGAUACGCUACAGUAAACAAUUCACAUUCAAAAGCAAUUACUCGAAAGGUCGUUAUAAAAUAAUUACCACAUUGGUGUACAUUGCUGUUGGAUGCGCUAUAAUCCAUUUAGGGACUUUACAAUCGUCAGCCGAUUUGCGGUAUAUAUAGAAUAUGCACUGGACAGUAGUAUGGUAAGUUACUUUAGUACUUACGUACAUAGCGCA